Messenger RNA from Gordionus sp. m RMFG-2023, 875 nucleotides. RefSeq lists its product as uncharacterized. Gene Ontology annotation, molecular function: DNA binding. Bases 158 to 862 code for a protein of 234 amino acids. Lineage: Eukaryota; Metazoa; Nematomorpha; Gordioida; Chordodea; Parachordodidae. The record is from RefSeq and is a predicted model, not a curated record. The transcript is spliced from 4 exons.
AUGGCAUCGUCCAUGGAUAUCCAAAUCCUUGAAAGUGAUUCAGAUAUGGAAGAUUCAAGAAGAAAAUGUACUUAAUAGCUCUAAUAACGUUUUUCCAUUCCCUAAAUUUGAAAAAUUUUUUAAAAUAAAUAUUAAAACAAAAUCUGGAUUCAAAUUCAUGUGCUUAAAAUGUAAAAAAAAUAUAUCAUCAAAUCAAUCGAGUAGCUAUAACCUGAAGAAACACCUAAAGACUCUUCACGCCAAUUGCUAUAAGGAAAUAGAGAAACAUAUAAAAAAUUUUGGUAUAGGAGAAUCUUCAUUCAAAAAGACAAAUACUAUCCAAAUCAAAUUAACUGAUAAUAAAAAUGCCAAUAUUUCACAAAAAUUGGCUGAUAAAGUUAUUGUUGAUUUUAUUAUUGACACAGUUCAGCCAGUGUCUUUGGUUGAUAAUACAUCAUUUACUCUGAUGAUCAAAACUUUAUCCCCUGGCACAGCAGUUUUAUGUCGCCAGACACUUAUGAAUAAAAUAGCCGACAACUUCAAAGUGAUGAAAGAUGCUUUAAUAGUAGAGUUAUCAUAUAUAUCUUAUGUAUGUACCACGGCAGAUAGUUGGACACAUAACAGAAGAGCUUAUUUGGGAAUCACAGGCCAUUGGUUAGACCCUAGGACUUUAAAAAGAAGAUCUGUAGCCUUAGCCCUUAAAAGGAUUAUAGGAUGCCAGACAUAUGACGUACUUGCAAAUAAAAUUAUUGACAUCCACAAGUCUUUUAGGAUUCAUAAUAAAGUUUGCAAGAUGGUUACUGAUAAUGGGUCUAACUACCUGAAGGCAUUUAGGCUAAUGGCGAAGCUGGAUAAUCUUACUCCAACAAACAUAGAUUGCUGAGUAUCUACCACGA